AUGGACUUAAAAAAUAUUUUGGUUCGAAAGCCGCCUACUGAGUCUACUAAUUUACUGGAUCGACUGCAAAAUUUUUUGCCAAAAAUUGCUGCUGCGAAUAGGGAAUUAGACAAGGCAUCUAAAUGUGAUAUUGUAAUUAAUGUUGUAGGCGGCACAGGUGAAAGCGAAAGUGACUCUUCUUCUUCUGCUUCAACAUGUUCUUCGUCUGAUUCAGAGGAUACGUGGAAAUAUGCUGGAACUGGUACUGAAGAACCAGAAGUAGUAGUGGAUGUAACAACGCUGAAAGAAGAUACAAUGAAAUCUUUGGUUGAAACAUCAGAUAGUAAUACAAGUGAUGAUUGCGAAGAUGAAAUGUUACCUGUUGGGUUUCGGAUUAAAAAAUCUGUGCCAAAAAAAAAGCGAAAGCAGUUGAUAGAAGAAGUUAAUGUUGAUUCAGAUAGUUUUAAAAAAUGA
Molecule: messenger RNA, 453 nt
Organism: Thelazia callipaeda (thelaziosis nematode)
Lineage: Eukaryota; Metazoa; Nematoda; Chromadorea; Rhabditida; Thelaziidae
Source: the annotation of a GenBank genome assembly